Messenger RNA from Bursaphelenchus xylophilus (pine wood nematode), 7371 nucleotides. NCBI's taxonomy places the organism in Eukaryota, Metazoa, Nematoda, Chromadorea, Rhabditida, Aphelenchoididae. The record is from the annotation of a GenBank genome assembly.
AUGGAAAAUUCUCUCGGGAUUCGUCCCGGGUACGAGUUCUCGCCCUCAGGGAUGGAAAAUUCUCCCGGGAUUCGUCCCGGGUACGAGUUCUCGCCCGCCCGGAUGGAUAAUUCUCCCCAAACUCUAACGGGGUACGAGUCAUCGCCGGGUUUACGGAUGGAAAAUUCUCCCGGGAUUCGUCCCGGGUACGAGUUCUCGCCGGCUCAGAGGAUUAGCAGAAGCUCCGGGUCUCGGCCCGGUAGCAUGCUGUUGCCCAAAGACAGGAAAUUGCUGAGAAAAAGCAAUAUUCCUGUUGCUAACUGCCAGCUUUACGCUGCGGUCUGUCGUGGAGGCGGUAGGAAAGCCGUCUCCCAGGCUCAGAAGCCAUCUAAGGCCGAAAGAACGGCCUUAUCUCUUCCUCAAAAUUCUGAAUUGAAUGUUGAGGUUGAGAAACAAGCCCGUAAGCCACGCAGAAAAGGCAGGGGUUUCGCCUCGAAGGUGAGAUCGCAGGCAGCAUUAAAAGAGCUGCCUGUUAAUGCCACCAACUCCUCUGUCGAGAUUGAAUCCGACAGAGAAGAAUUCCAAGAGGUUCAUAUCCUCUCCGACAGCAUGGAUUCUUUCAUGCUUGACGACGCUGUCGAGAUAAAUUCUCCGGUAGGUGAGCAUGUCAAGUUAAAUGACCGUAAGCCACGUAGAAAACGCGUAGGCCUAGCCUCGAAAAAGGUGAGAUCGCAGCUGGCGUUAAAAAAGCUGUCCGUCACCUCAAGUCCAUGUGUUGAGGCUGAGAAGCGCAGCACACAAGAGCUGGAGAACGUUGAUAGUCUCCCCGAAAGUAUGGAUUCAUCCCUAUUUGAGGAUUUGAUUGAAACAAAUCCUCCUUUGAAACGGAAUGUGGACAUUCCAUAUCCAUAUGAUGCCUUCAGGUAUUUUCCAAAUAUGGAUGAGGAUACUUUUAUGGGCGGUGGCAUGUCUUAUCUAUUGCUAAGCGAUAUUGUGCCUGAAUAUUUUAUGGAAUCGCAAUAUAAUCGUAAUUUUAAGACAAGGCCCUACGGUUUUGACCUAGAUCUGUGUUUGCUCCAGAUCGGAUUAGAAGACCUGCAGAGCUCUCCUAAUGAAAUGGCGACAACUGUAGCCUUAACAUUUGGAAUCGCUGAGUAUCUUCCACAUUUUACAGCCAAUCUCGGCUUGCUCAGUUCACGUGGCUAUCAAAAUUUUUUGACCACCGGUGUUUUCGAUCCAUCUUUUGUGAUCUUUAACCCAUUGCCUCGGCUCCCAGCCAAGUUGGUUGUUCCUCUGUACGAUGGAACCCACUUCGGAGUUGCAAUAAUCGAGGUUUCCGACACAGGAGCCGUAAAAGGGGUUUUGAUUGACACCCUAUUCGGCAUGAACGGCCGUCCAAUUUUGAGUUCGACCAGUCCAAGUAUCAGACAAUAUUUAAACAGCGUCUGUAAAUCCGUGUUCAAUAAAGACUGUUUAUUGAUAGAGGAGAUUGGUCACAAAUUUGACCGACAGUAUGAUGGAGUCAGCUGCGGUUUCCAUACUGUCCAUAACACAUUACUGUACCUAAUGUGCUCGGAAAACGACGAAGAAGUCCGACCGUUAGGUCUAGCUUCACGGCAGUUGAGAGAAUUGCUGUUGGGACAAUUGUCAAGACAGUUCCAGCUUUACGGCGCCACACAGGCGGAAAGACUUGCUCGGUGGUCUAAGAUUGAAAUUAUUCCACCUCAAGGUCGGCCUUCGAUUCAAGAUAUUAGGCUGUUGCCACCAACAACCCCACAAAAAAGAAAGGCGAAAGUUGUUGCGACAACUCCGACCAAAAAGACAAAGGCCGUUGAAAUUAUAAUAGAAAAGUCACCUGUGACUCAGCCAGAACCUGUGUUUGCGGUUCCGGAAACUCCACGAAAAAGGAGAUCAGUUACGAAGCGGCAGACGGCUGAGGAAAACUCAAGUAAGGUUGACGCCUCUCCAAAGAAACCCAGGGCUUCCCCAAGCAAUAAGUCAGCUGAGGACAAACUUAUGAAACGGUUUGACACAGUUAACAUUUCUCUCAUGAUAGCGAAAGAAGAGAAAGCUCUCGAGAUUCCUGAAGUCUCUGAAGGGUACAAACUAUAUGCUGAGGCAAAGUAUCCAAGACAGCAUUAUCGCUACAUGGUCCAGUUGUUUAAAGACGCUAACCGUGUUAGCACGAGCACAAAGACAUUUGAAGAGAGACUCCUCGGAGAAUCUGAAAUAUCUUAUGUUGAGAAGGAUGAUGACGAGUUUGAUGCUCGGCUUCUCACUUUUUCACUGGCUCAAAUGAUAAGCCAGUCCGGGAGACCGGUGGGACUCAUCUCUCCAGCAUGGUCACUGGAUACAUCUGCUGAUCCUGCUGACUAUACUUUGAUUAAUAUUGGGAAUCUGAAAGAAAAUGAAUCAGACCCUGCCAUAUUCAUUCCAUUGAUUAUGGUAAACCGACCCUCACGUAAGACUAAAAAGAUUUUAACAUCCCGUCAUUUCGUGCUGGCAAUAAUGUAUAAAUCUAGGCGAUCAGCGAAUGUCACGCUUAUUGACCCUGCUCGAACCGGGAUCAAUGCCCGCGACUUUGAACACAUGUUUCAAAAAGUUUAUGAGAACGUUUUCUGUCCUCAAACCGGCGCAAAUCCGCAAGCCCAAAUCUUUGUUACGUCGAGUUCCAGUCAGUACUACUGGACGGAUGACGGCAACUUUACUGCAAAUUACGCGGUUUCUAAUGCAGAGGUCUACUUGCGCUCAAAUGGAAUGCCACCAAACCAGGUGCAACGUUGGCCACAUGGCCGAGCAGCAAAUUAUUCCAAUCGAAUUUUGAAUUCAAUCUUUUGCAGCUCUGCGACUGAUAACGUUUAUCAUCAGCUUUGCCUAGACUUUGAAAAUGAAACUAAGGCCGACAGUCCGCCGGCACCUCCAAGAAUGGCAGUUGCGAAAACGCAGCCUGCACCAAGGCCUCCAACUCCUCCUCCAUUCACUCCAAGGACCCAGACAAAGGGCAUGGUACGGAGGAGUCAAAAGGACUAUGUUCAAAAAGAAGAACUAAAACGGUCAAAGUCUUCCAAGAAAGGGCGGACCACCAUGCACUGUCAGGCCUCUCACAGUAGCGGCUAUUAUUAUCGGCACCCAUAUCACGUGGGUCUUUUCUACGAUUGCCCGCAUUGUCAGGCAUGGUUGCUUUCUGGAGAGACUUCUUCAGAAUGCUGUAAACACGGCCAAGUGGUCAUGCCAGACCUUCGAGACAUGCCUGAGUUUCAACAAAAUUUGGUUCUUGGAGAAGGGAGUUUCCCCCUGAAACCUCUUCCCAAGGAGUACUACCUCUGUUAUCGAGAUGAGAGCCCCAGAUUAAACCAAAUGUACGCAUUUGGGGCACAAACUGUACACCAGUCCGAUCCACCUGGACGCGGAGCGCCAGUGGUUAAUAUUAAUGGACAAACGACGUAUCACGUCUCUAACCCGGAAGGAAUCUCGAAUACGCUUCUUCUUGGGCAGUUGCUGAGAUUUGCCCCGGAUCUAACAGACGAUGACGUUUGUGAUCAAUUAAAAAAGACAAAAAUGUACACAAACAUGUCACAUAAAGCUGCGUUUGAUGCGUUAACCGCGUUCUUCUAUAAUUACAUUCGCCAGUACAACGACUUGGCGCAAAUGUAUUAUACAAUUAUUGAACGGCAACAGCUGCUUGGUUUGGAAGGCAAACCAAGUGAAAAUUACUUGCUGAAAAUUGUUGAUGCAAAAGAUCUGAGUCCUGAAUUAAGGCAACAGUUGCUUCCUAAGGACCUUCACGAAAGGCAGAUCAAUAAACCCGAAGUUGCGGAACAUGCCGUUGUUUAUAUAAACGAUGAGAACGGUAAUGUUAAGCUUCCGCCCGGUAUGGUUGUGUUCAGUCGAGGUCACCAAUCGGCGAAGUACAAGGCUUAUAUGCCUGAACUUGACGCCUUUCUUUACCCUCUUCUGUUUAUACAUGGCGAGCCAUACUUCCACCGACAUCUUCCAUUGCGAGAUGUUGGUGAAGAUGACAUACUCCCAGAGCCUCGGCCUGGAGAUGACGAUGAGUUCGUGCCUUUUGAGGUGAAUGUCGCGUUGAAUCCGCUUCCAGCCGGGUUGAAAGAAAACGAGGACGACAUUAACAUAGAAGAAUUGGAAGAAGCGGCCGACGAGAACGAUCUUCUUCCCAAGAAAACAAAGCCAAAGGCAAAGAAGUGCUCUUUGCGAAUGCAAGUCAAGUAUAGGCUUCAGCGAAGACCUCGAGAUCGGGGAGUUCAUCGAAUUUAUAACCACUAUAAACUCGGUGGCCGCUGGAUCUGCCAAAAAGCCUUGGGAAUCGAAGAACAGGUCUUUGAUUACUACGAGAAAAACGUCAUACCCAAGCGACGCGUCGACGCUAAAUAUGUCCGCGAAAACUUUUCGGAACUUCUCAAGCAGAAGUCCAAAGGCUAUCAGCUCGGUAAGCUGACCAGGAUGCCUCCAGGUCACCGAUACAGCCGUCGCUAUUAUCAGCGACAGUAUUCGAACUGUGUAGCAAUGGCUCAGACAUUGGGUUCGCCCAGUUUCUUCAUAACGUUGACUGCAAACUCAGAAUGGCCCGACUUCCUCCAUCUAUGCGGAAAUAAAGGAAUUGAGCCGAAGAAUGCAUACGACAUUCUAAACCGAGUUUUUCGGCAAAAGGUUGUCGAACUCAUGAGGCGUAUCGCGCCUCCGCAGAAAGGACAACAAGGGUGGUUUGGGCAAUGCCUAGGCUACUACAUGUCUUUGGAAUUCCAGAAAAGAGGAAAUCCACAUGUUCACUUGCUCCUCUGGACUGAGCACAAAGAAAUGUCGGCCCACGUUGUCGACGAAUUUAUAUCGGCCCGAUUUCCAGACCCCGUCGCCGAUGCUGAAGUUCAUGACAAGGUUCUUCGGUACAUGAUCCAUGACUGCAAAGAAACCGAUCUGUGCCGGGACAAAAACGGAAAGUGCACCCGGCGCUAUCCUCAGGAAAUUGUUCCGGAAACCAGAAUUGGCCCUGGAUAUGUGGCCUAUCAAAGGUUGGAGCGUGGAAAGGACGUCACAGCCCCAGUCCAUUCCGGAAGUAAAAUGGUGGACAGCGUUCAACGCGUCUACAACGACCGUCAUGUUGUACCAUACAACAAGACUUUGCUCACAUGGUGGGACGGUCACUCAAACGUUGAGGCUGUGUGCACCAACGGCACCCCCGCAUACGUAUUAAAGUAUAUCUUAAAGGGGAAUGAUCAAGCUAUCGUUCAAGUCAUUUCUGAAUUUGAAGCUCUCGAAGCUCAGAAGCAGAAAGAAAAGGAACUUGAAAAAGAAAGACAAGCAAAGCUCGGCGAGGACCACCCGUUCGAAGAGAAUGAGAUUGACCCCGAGAAAAAGAAUAAUACCGAGAAGGUAUAUGGCAUUGAAAUAAAUCCAAAGACUAAGAACGUGGAUAUUCAUGAGCCCCAAUUCUACAUGGGCGCAAAUUACAUCACGCCCCAAGAAGCUCACCUUCGCAUUUUCAGCUUCGGGCCUGUCUUCGUCUCCCACAUUGUGGAGCAAAUUGGCAUUCACAUGCCCGGAGACAGCCAUGUUUACGCGGCUGACGGAGAGCCUAUCGAAAACAUAGCACAAAGAGUCAGCAACCUGAAUCCUAAUGUGUAUUCCCGGUUGACCGCAUACUUUGAGUACUGCGCAGAAAACGCUGAAGAAACAGCUGAUCUGACGUACGUUGAAUUGAACAGAACCUAUGCGUACGACUACAAGACAAAGACGUACAGAAAGUACAAAAAACAAAUGAAAAAGAUCGUGCAAUUGCGCGAAGUCUCGGUGAAGAACAAGGAGUUAUUGGCCUUGAGAUCAAUUAUUCUGACCGUUCCAUGCCUCAAGAGCUUCGAAGAGUGCCGAACGCACGAAGACCAGAUCUUUGCCACGUUCUUGGAAGCUGCACAAGCUCGAGGACUCUUCCAUUCAGAUGUCCUCUGGCGACAUGCUCUUGAUCAAGCCCGGGGCCGCACAUGUAAACACUUUGUGUUUUUGUUUGCCCAAGUACUAAUUGAAGCAGGUGAACUUAUUGAAGACCAGCUUCAACUGUGGAACGACUACAAGAUCCACAUGUUGAUGCCUCCGUUCCACAGACCCAAUAUGCCGGAUGAUGAAAUUAGGCAAAGGCAGGAGCGUAGAGCUUUGGAACUUCUCAGUUAUUACCUCUCCAACAUGGGUGGGAAGUACGAGUCGUUCAAUUUACCACCACUAACUGGAACUUACGAUCCAGACGUUCACGGUGAGAACGAGGACUUAUUUAUCGGUGAGUUCGACAGCACUGAUCGUCCUGCUGAGCCUAAAAAGCCUAAGGUCAGCUUUGGAGAUGAUCAGCAAUACGCAUUCGACAUGAUAACGAAAGCAUUGGAAUUGGCGCCUCAAAACAAAGCCAUUCCACACCGUCAAUUCUUCUUACAUGGAGCAGGCGGAACAGGGAAAACAACCCUUUACAAUGAGCUCAUUGACUAUUGUCAAGAGCAGGGCAUCAAGCACGCAGCAACUGCCACAACUGGCGUUGCUGCGAACUUAAUUAAGACCGGGCAGACUCUUCACAACCUGAUAUGGGCCCCGAUUAAUCUUGACUCGGAUACUCUUCCGACACUAAAGUACGAAGAUCAAAAAGCCCAACGUCUUCGUGAACUUGGCUUAUUGAUCAUCGACGAAUCAAGCCAGCUUAACGUCGAUCUUUAUAACUAUUUGCAACGGCUCUUACGUCACGUUCGAAAAGCGGGCGACAUUGACCGUCAAUUAGUUAUCGUGUAUGGCGGCGAUUAUCAGCAGAUAUUGCCAGUCUGCCCUGAUCUAUCGAUUGGUCAAGAGUGGACAAAGUCCUUAAUUUCAAAGGCUUCUGAGAUGCAGUACAUCGUACUGAAACAAAAUCACAGAACAAGAGCCGAUGAACGGAGCUACAGACAGUUUCUCAGUGAGAUUGGCUCCGGGACUAACUUCAGUUCAACAUUGUCCUUGAUAUCUCUGAGGCAUAAGCUUCAUCCAGAGAUACACAACCACACAAGUCCUCAAGACAUGAUCGAGGCUGUGUUCCCUCGGAGUCACCUCCAGUUGGGUCUCCAAGAUAGACCGACGGCAAUGGCUAUCUUAGCUCCGAGGGUUCAGACUGUAAUGAACCUGAACACAGAAAUUCUUGACCGUUUCCCCGGUAAAGAACAUGUAUACGUCUCGGUAAAUACCCCGAAUCCCGAGGAUGUCAGUAACUUUGACCAUACUGUCAUCGAAGCAAUGCAAGAACAGAUUUGCAAAGUAAACGACGGCAAUAUGCCUCCCGGAGAACUCAAACUCAAAGUUGGAGUUGAUGUCGUUUUGCGCAAAACUUAUCCGUUCGAACAGGCUUUUCGAACGGAACAAGAAUGCGCGUAG